CCUACAGAGGAGACGCGUGGGAACUAGGAGGUUGUUUUCAGCGCCGGAUGUUGUUCCUCAGCCGGAUGAGUGUUAGGACUGACGUUGACUUGAGAAGCGCACUGGGAUAAGUUUGAGCAGCGCUGAGUUUGAGGUAAAACCAUUUUUUAACCUAUAAAAGAGCGCAUUUCACCACCGGAACCAGAAGGUGCUUGACUCAGAAUGGGGAAACUAUUGACCUUUUCUCUGCUGGUCGCUGCGCUGGCGGUUUUGCUCGGAGAGAGAAUCAUAAACUUAAGGAGGAUCACUCUGGCGUCCAGAGAGCUGGUCCAGAACCACCUUCCCAACUGUGUCCCCAUCAAAGGUCUUGUGUAUGGAUCGGAGGACAUCACCAUACUCCCGAAUGGACGAGCCCUCAUCAGCACUGGGCUUAAGUUUCCCAUGUUACCGUCAUUCUCUGACGGUCCGGGGAAAAUAUUUUCCAUCGACCUGGAAGACCCAAGAAUCAAGCCUGUGGAACUGCGCAUUGCCAGGAACUUCGACGUGGACUCGUUUAACCCUCAUGGCAUCAGCACAUUCAUCGACCAGUCCGACGACACCAUAUACCUCUUCGUUGUCAAUCACCCGGAGGGGAGGAGCCAAGUGGAGAUCUUCAAGUUCAUAGAGGAGGACAACACUCUAGAGCACGUGAAGACCAUCACACACGAGCUGCUGUACAGUGUGAACGACAUCGUGGCGGUCGGGGUGGAGAGCUUCUACGCGACCAACGACCACUACUUCCUGCAGGAGCCGCUGCGCAGCCUGGAGCCCCUGCUGGGCCUGGCCUGGUGCUCGCUGGUGUUCCACGGCCCGGGGGACGUCAGGGUGGUCUCUGAGGGCUACGGCUCGGCCAACGGCAUCAACGCCUCCCCAGACCAGAGACACGUUUACGCGAUGGACAUCUUGGGUCACAGCGUCCGCGUUCUGGAGAGGCAGGAGGACAACUCUCUGAUCUCCAUGAAGUCGGUGGACGUGGGCUCCCUGUGUGACAACAUCGAGGUGGAGCCGAGGACCGGGGACCUGUGGCUGGGCUGCCACCCCAACGCCUGGAAGCUCUUCAACUACGACCCCCAAGACCCCGCCGGGUCGGAGGUGAUCCGCAUCCAGAACAUCCUCUCCGAGCAGCCGCUGGUCAGCCAGGUGUACGCUGACGACGGCAGCGUUCUGAUUGGCUCCUCAGUGGCCGCCCCGUACGGAGGGAAGCUGCUCAUUGGCUCCGUCUUCCAUAAAGCCCUGUGCUGUGAUCUGAGCCAAGAGAUCUGAACUGAACCCUAAUGAUCUGAACCGAGUCCUAAUGAACAGAACCGAGUCCUAAUGAACAGAACCGAGUCCUAAUGAUCUGAACCGAGUCCUAAUGAACAGAACCGAGUCCUAAUGAUCUGAACCGAGUCCUAAUGAACAGAACCGAGUCCUAAUGAUCUGAACCGAGUCCUAAUGAUCUGAACCGAGUCCUAAUGAUCUGAACCGAGUCCUAAUGAUCUGAACCGAGUCCUAAUGAUCUGAACCGAGUCCUAAUGAACAGAACUGAGUCCCCGAUAUGAACUGAAUCCAGGGGUCUGAACUGAGUCCCUGUGAUCUGAACAAUGCGCCAUACUGGUCUGACUUAAAGACUUUCACCGUGAUUGGGUUUAAUAUGUUGAGUCGAGUUAAAGAUUAAAGAUUGUAAGCCUCUUUUGAAAGAGACGGCAAACCAGAAUCUCUGGAAAUGUGUUGCCUAACAACAGACUAAAGCUGGGCCUGGGGAGACCUGGCCUGCGUCAUGUGACUGGGUCAUGUGACUUAACCUCUGGUGACCUGGUUUGGGUCAUGUGACUCCUUUGUUUGUCUUUUCAAAGCUGGCGCAAUAAGUCUUGAACUAAAUUGUGUGGAUUUUUUUCCAGGAGAUGUGAUUUCUGUCUAAGUCACUUAAUACUUUACGAGUACAUCAAUAUAAAGGUGUUAAUAUGGUCAAUGUUCAGUUUGUCUUCUUCAUAACCAGGCCGUACCCGUACAUGUCUCAAUAUCUAUGUUUGGAUAAGAUAAGACCAUCAAUCCCUCAAGGGCUGCGGUUGCAUUGACAACAUAGUGUGCAUGUAGAACGGUUGGAAUACACUUUUAAUGUAACAAGUGUUUGUGGUUCUUCAAUUACACAUGAUGUAGCCACGUUGUGAAUCUUAUUUCCGUUUCAUUUCUGAGUGGUAAAGGUUGGACAUGAGGAAGGCACAUGUUUUUUUUGCUUUUUAACUUUUUAAUACAUAAGUACAUGGACAACAUCAACUGAUAUUAAAUAUUUUGAAAUCAUUCAGUGUUUUUGCACAACAUUUCUAGAAGUCAAUAGUAUUUCUUGAAGUCAUUUCCGGAAAUAUGAUUCUCCCAUUUCCCUGUGAGUUUCAUUCAUAUUUCGCAGAUUGAAACAAGUUUUGCAAAACAAUGGUGCAAUGUAUAAGGAUUUGUGGUUGUGUCUGACUGUUAAAGUAACGUGAUCAUCAGAUCAUGUUCCGAACACAUUUCAUCAUUAGGAACUUUCACUAGGGUGUUGAAAGCGUAUAGGCCUACUAUCCUUUCCUCUUGUUACAGGCAGCAUCAAACAAUAGUAAACUGGAUUCUAUUUCUUGAAAAAAGUACCACACUCAACAGUUAAAACACAUUGAUGCUUCAGAAAUAAAUUAACCUUUGAAC
Messenger RNA from Gadus chalcogrammus (walleye pollock), 2676 nucleotides. RefSeq names its product serum paraoxonase/arylesterase 2-like. The record is from RefSeq and is a predicted model, not a curated record. The transcript has 9 exons. Gene Ontology annotation, molecular function: arylesterase activity. The coding region runs from base 202 to 1281 and encodes 359 amino acids. Lineage: Eukaryota; Metazoa; Chordata; Actinopteri; Gadiformes; Gadidae.